AUGUGUUAUUACUUGGAAUAUGUGUAUGAGUGUAUGGACCGCGAAACUGGGCCCCUGGUCCGGUACUGCGAUGGCUACAACAAGUUUUGCCAUGAAUGCGAACUUCAUGGCAAGGACACCGAACCAGGAGAAAUCCCAUGCCCAGGGAAACAUGAAGAAGUUAUGGUAAUGGGCAGCGGCGAUGUUGAAGAACGAGCCGGGCCUUGUCUUGAUUGUCGAGAGUCUGUCUUCAUCAGCGAAGAAGAUAUUUACCGGGAGUUGCAAUAUAUAGUCGCACGCUGGGAGGACGAUGGCCGAUGGUCAACUCAAAAGAUGCAGAGAGCUAUGGAAAGGCUACAUCUGCCUGUAACAGUAGGGACACGCAGCAAUCGCUGGUCGAGAAUGCGUUUCGCCUUAGAAUCAAGGAAAUGCUAUAAUGACGAAGCCCAGAGACAAGAAAAAGGGGUUCGAUUUCUCGCGAAACAUGUGAAGGAUGGAGACAAAUAUAUCUCAGACUUUGUGGCGAUCGUGAGCAAAACCAAAGCCGCUCACGACGAUAAUAUCAGACAACUCGAGCGCAAAACCCUAGAACAAUUUCGACAAAGCGCUGUACGAAAUCUGCGGAAUCUUGAUAUGUCUUAA
This is a messenger RNA of Glarea lozoyensis ATCC 20868, 621 nucleotides long. RefSeq lists its product as uncharacterized. The record is from RefSeq and is a predicted model, not a curated record. Lineage: Eukaryota; Fungi; Ascomycota; Leotiomycetes; Helotiales; Helotiaceae. Bases 1 to 621 code for a protein of 206 amino acids. The transcript has a single exon.